Messenger RNA from Cetraspora pellucida, 609 nucleotides. The record is from the annotation of a GenBank genome assembly. NCBI's taxonomy places the organism in Eukaryota, Fungi, Glomeromycota, Glomeromycetes, Diversisporales, Gigasporaceae.
AUGUCUACAAACAAUUGUACGUAUUCACCCCCUUCGAAUGUAAUAUGCCUUCCGCGAACAAACCAACUCGAAGCUUUGUUGACCAUAAUCCGAGAUAAAGACACUAAUCGUGGAGACUUUAUCUUUUAUUCUGAUAGAAUCAUUAGGCUCCUUGUUGAAGAAGGAUGCGAAUUCAAUGGCGUUUCGUUCAAGGGUAAAAUAUGUGGUGUGUCUAUUAUGAGAGCCGGAGAAGCAAUGGAACACGGGUUGCGUGAUUGUUGCAGGAGCGUACGAAUUGGGAAGAUUUUGAUCCAGCGUGAUGAAGAAACCGCGCAACCUAAGCUUUAUUAUGCAAAAUUGCCCCCAGGUAUAGAAAAUAGAUAUGUGUUGUUGUUAGAUCCAAUGCUUGCGACUGGUGGAUCAGCAAUAAAAGCUAUAGAAGUGUUGAUAUCUUACGGAGUUAAAGAAGACAAAAUAUUGUUUUUGAAUUUAAUUGCAGCACCUGAAGGAAUCCAAGCAGUCAUUUCAAAGUUUUCAAAACUCAAGAUUAUAACUGCAUUUAUUGAUCAAGGAUUAAAUGAGAAGAAGUAUAUUAUACCUGGGUUAGGUGAUUUUGGUAAGUCAGAUUGA